This is a messenger RNA of Seminavis robusta, 1884 nucleotides long. NCBI's taxonomy places the organism in Eukaryota, Bacillariophyta, Bacillariophyceae, Naviculales, Naviculaceae. The record is from the annotation of a GenBank genome assembly.
UGAUUGUUUCUCAUGUUGUUGGAAGUUUUUGGUUGUUUUGGUGUGGGGCUGCCUGGGAGGUGUCACGAAGCACACUCAAAACAGCUUUGCAGGUUUACUUAACGAAUAUGACGCACAAACACCAUCACACAUCACACACAUCACAACACCAGUGACAAGACCAUUAUGUUGGCAUCAUCCAUCAACACUUCCUCAUCACACCAUGGCGACCACAAUUACUAGCUAGCUAGUAGACCAUAAAUGGAGCAAUUUUGAGAAUGGCUCGCAGACGUUUGUUGCUUCUUUUUGGAUUUCUCUCCUUUUGGGAGCCGAACGGGGCGUUUGGUCCUACUGUUUCCUUCCCAUCGGGUGCUGCCGGGAAAACAACGAGCCUUCUUGAAAUGCAAGGUCAGGAAUCAAUAGACACCCUUGCCACGGUAUCCAACCCGUGGUACUCGGAUCCUUCCAUUGGUCGCGAUCGAACCGACGUACUCGAUCAUAGAGACGCCGACUGGAAGGCAAUUGUCAGCCAAGAUGCCCGUUUUGUCCUGCAAACGGCAAAUGGAAUGUACUACACCGAACAAGAGGCGACAUCAUUAUCAGCAGCGCCCCAGCCAGUAUUCUGGACAUAUCCACAGCUGGUUCAAUUGUUGGGCGAAGAACAAGUGUUGAAGGAUUCUCUCCACAGUGACAAUGCACAACAGUUCUUGGCAUGGCUCGGGGAACACAACGAUCACAACUAUUGGAUCUGCUAUGUAGAGAAACCUAGCUUCAGCCAUGAUCAAGCGUUACAAGUUUGGGAGAAAAACCGUGACAAUCAUCCAAAACUUGAUUCAUCUCUCCAAAUGACAGGAUUGAGAGAGUUUGGAGAUCGAUUAGACUCUUCGGUCGAUUCUGCCAUACUGGCCACGGCCAAUGGCAUUGUGGAGUUUCACACAUCGCAUCCCUUUUGUGCCAAGUGCGGCUCUUCGACGCGCAUUCGCAAAGCGGGAGCGUCUCGUCAAUGCGCUAAUUGUGGAACAUCCGUGUACCCCCGCAUCGAUGUGGCAUCCAUCAUGCUCAUUACCACGCGCUGCCAACAGUACGCUCUGCUGGGGCGCAAACAAAACUGGCCUCCCGGUCGGUACUCGACGUUGGCAGGAUUUGCCGAAGUGGGAGAAACACUCGAACAAUGCUGUGCCCGGGAAACACACGAGGAGAGUGGCGUCACAGUGGAGCGGUCUAGUAUUCGAUUUGUUUGUAGCCAACCGUGGCCCUUUCCGAGAUCACUCAUGGUGGGAUUCCGAGCACAAGCCAAAGAUGCUGGUCGACCCGAUAUUGCCAUUGACAAACUGGAAAUGGAAGAUGUCCAAUGGUUUCACAAAGACUAUGUCCGAGAACGGUUGAGUGGCGGUUCCACGGCACUGUCCUUUACACCCAAUGAGAAAGAACAAGAGUUCCAUAUUCCGGGACGGGCUAGUCUUGCUCGUAUUCUCAUUUCUCAAUGGGCAAAUGAAUAGAAUAGAGCAUUUUUGUUGGAAACAAGCUAUUCGUAGUUGCACGCAAUGGGGAGUAGGGUGGAUGGUACGAGUAGCGAUGCUGCUGCAGCUUGAAUAAACGGAAAGUUCAAUCAAAACAAAUUUGGGUCAUGAGAUACAGUAGAUUACAUACAUGUACCGUGAGAGAGCCCAUUUGGUUCGAUUCGAUUCGAUUCGAUUCCAUCCUUCCCCUUUCGAGUCUUUUUAGGACCUUUUGAAGUUGGCAAGGGGGUUUGACCGUCCGAAGUCCGCUAUAACAAUAAUAUUGAUAUUACCAGAUGUCAGGUAGGCGAGGUAUUUAUUUCAAUUGUUUUUGGUAUCAUUUGCCACAAUUCCAAGUUCCGAAGAUACAGAUUUCCACGUCUGACCUGGGAGAGUGUACCGGUGC